AUGAGUUCAACACAUCAUCUUCCUUCUUUGCUCAUCUUUGGGCCGCAGACAGAUCUCCCUUCCCAAAGCGCUCUAUCGAGUCUCCGGGAACAGCUAGUCAACCAGCAGUCGUUGUCUAGUCUCGUCACAGCAAUAAAGAAUCUUCCCGAUUUCUGGAAAGAAUUGGUCAAAUUUGACCCGGAGCUGGACAAGGUUGCAGGAAUUCAGUCCCUGAGUGCCUUUCAACAUUGGGUCAUUCAUGGUGGAGACUUCCCCAUUGCAAGCAGCACUUCUCCAAACAUUCUCUUGGUACCUGCGACUGUCGUCCUUCACAUCACCCAAUACAUUGCCUACCUCAAUGGACUCAGAUCAGAAGAUCCCCACCUGAAAGUUAAAGGUGGACUUCAGAAUGGUGGCGUCCAGGGCUUUUGCAUUGGCUUUCUCGGAGCCAUCACCAUUGCCAUUUCUCGCAAUGACGCAGACAUAGGCACGACUGCGGCCAAUAUACUACGCCUAGCCGUGUGCAUAGGUGCUUACGUCGAUAAAGACAGUUUGACGUUCCCGCGUAGCGCCUGUAUUGCUGUUCGCUGGAAGGACGACAAUGCUCAGGGAAAGGAUAGUGUUGCUGCAUUAGUCCAACAGUUUGAAGACGCUUACAUAUCGAGCGUCAACGAUUCUUCGAGUGUCACGAUCACCGCAAGACACACAGACGUCGACACACUAGGCGAGAGUUGCCGUUCCCGCGGAUACCGCGUAGCCGCUGUACACGUCACAGGCCGCUUCCAUUCCAGCGUUCAUGAUCAGGCUGUGGAAAAGAUCAAGACAUUUUCUGCAAGCAGGAAUGACUUACAACUCUCCACGAUUGAUGCGCUGCAGGUUCCUGUGAGGUCUACCAUUGAUGGUGCACUGAUCAAAGAUGGAACACUGCUGGAGCAUAUUCUGGACAACACACUUUCCAAACCAGUCAAUUGGCAUGCCACAGUGCAAUCAGCCACAUCAUCAUUGUCUGGACAUACAUCUCCGGUUGCUGCUUUUGUCAGUACGGGAAGCCAUGCACCCUCUUCCCUGAUUCCAGACUCGCGUUUCAAGGUGAUCACAUUAGGCAAUGUGACUGGAGCUGGCACUUCUCCCCGCAAUGAUGUCCCCUUGACCAAUGGAGUCGCUAAACCAGAUUACCCCCCAAACUCAAUCGCUAUUGUUGGCAUGUCCGGGCGUUUCCCAGGAGCUGACUCUCUCGACGAGCUUUGGCAGCUACUAUUGUCCGGAAAAGUGAUGGCUCAACGGGCCCCUGUCGAAAGGCUGAACCUACCCCAGACCGGCGAUUACGAAAACACAAAGUGGUGGGGCAAUUUUCUCAACGACCCUGAUACCUUCGACCACCGCUUCUUCAAGAAGUCGUCUCGAGAAGCAAUCGCCUGGGAUCCACAACAGCGCAUCUUACUUGAAGUGGUCUACGAAGCCCUCGAAUCCGCUGGAUACUUCUGCGCGGGAUCGACAAAACAACCACAAGACUAUGGGUGCUACAUGGGAGCAGUUAUGAACAACUAUUACGAUAAUGUGUCGUGUCACCCAGCCACCGCGUAUGCAACUCUUGGUACUUCUCGCUGCUUCAUCAGCGGAUGCAUGAGCCAUUAUUUUGGAUGGACAGGCCCUGCUUUGACGAUUGAUACUGCUUGUUCUUCUUCGUUGGUCGCGAUCAACACUGCUUGUCGGGCCAUCUGGUCUGGAGAAUGCUCACGCGCGGUCGCUGGUGGAACGAACAUGAUCACUAGCCCUUUUGACUAUCAGAAUCUUGGUGCGGCAGGCUUCCUCAGUCCUAGCGGCCAGUGCAAGCCUUUUGAUGCUGGUGCUGAUGGCUACUGUCGUGGGGAGGGCGUUGGUGUCAUUGUUCUCAAGAAGCUGGAAGAUGCCAUUUCCGAGAAAGACAAUAUCCUGGGCGUGAUCGUUGGUUCGGCAGCCAAUCAGAAUCACAACCUCAGCCACAUUACAGUUCCUCAUUCCGGAUCCCAGGUUGAUCUGUACCAGAAAGUCAUGAAAUCUGCCGGCGUCGACCCGAAGACAGUUUCCUAUGUGGAGACCCAUGGCACGGGCACUGGCGUUGGCGAUCCUGUUGAAUACCGCAGUGUUCGAGAUGCCUUUGCUGGACCGACUAGGAAGGACCUACUACACUUCGGUUCCAUCAAGGGUAACAUUGGUCACACUGAAGCGACGGCUGGAAUCGCCGGUCUUCUCAAAGUUCUUCUUAUGAUGCAACAUGGAAAGAUACCCCAGCAAGCUAGCCACAACACCAUGAAUCCGAAGAUUGAGACGCAUGAGACUGAUCAUAUGGCUAUACCAAGGAGUAAUCUGGACUGGAAGCCUCAGACCGCCAUCGCGAUGGUGAACAGUUAUGGUGCCGCUGGAAGCAAUUCUGCCGCACUGAUUCGAGAAUACAAAAGCGCAAUGGUGGAGACCCAAACCGCCCUUGAAAGAUACCCUCUCAUCAUCACUGCAGGGUCUAAUGGCAGCCUCUCGGCCUAUGCACAAAAGCUUCUGAAAUGGGUGCGGCAACUACAAUCAGAGGGAACACCUGUCCGGGUAGGCGAUCUAGCAUUCAACCUCGCCGAUCGUGCCAACCACUCUCUUACUUCAACUCUCGCCGCAACUGUCUCGAGUAUAUCUGAGCUCGAAUCUAUUGCUGGAUCUUUGGAUUCAGGAAAGGAAAUCACAUCGGUAUCAGCAUCAAAACCAGUUGUGCUGGUCUUUGGAGGCCAGGAGAGCGAGUUCAUCGGUCUCUCUGAACAAGUCUACCAGAGCUCAGCUAUCUUCCGUCACCACCUUGAUGCUUGCGACAAAGUUCUGCGCACGCUAGGCUACGAGUCGAUAUACCCCGAAAUCUUCCAGCGAUCGGCAAUAUCGAGCCUGAUUGUACUACACUCCGCACUGUUUGCCGUUCAGUAUGCCUCUGCGCGGGCCUGGAUGGACUGUGGAGUGGAAGUCAGUGCCGUGGUUGGGCACAGUUUCGGCCAGCUGACUGCAUUAUGCAUCUCUGGUGUUCUAUCAUUAGAAGAUGCAAUUAGUUUGGUUGCGCAAAGGGCUUCCUUCAUGCUCAAGUACUGGGGCUCUGAGCCUGGCCAGAUGAUGUUCCUCCAGGCUGAUCAGUCCACGGUUUCGGAGCUUCUGAACACACUCAAAGCCCGACACCAAUCCAACACCCUUGAGAUAGCUUGCUACAAUGGCCCAAAGAGUCAUGUGGUUGUAGGCUCACCAAGCGAUAUGGGGCAACUGGAAUCUUUGAUCGCGAAUGACAGCCAGUAUAAAGCCUCGAUUCGAACGAAGGGGCUUCAAGUCACCAAUGGCUUUCACUCUCAAUUCACAGAGCCACUGUUACCACAUCUCGAUGAUUUUGCUCAAUCGCUCAAAUGGAACGCCCCUACCAUCCAUCUGGAGACUUGCGACGAGUAUGAAAGCAUCUCAACUCCAGAUCACAGUUUGCUCGCGCAUCACACAAGACGGCCAGUCUUCUUCCAGCACGCUAUAAGCCGCCUAGCACAGAAGUUCCCUCAGGCUACCUGGCUAGAGGCAGGCCGUGGUUCCUCUGUUAGCCAACUCGUUCGUGGCUGCAUUGCGGAUAGCAACGGUCACACAGUGCUUUCGCCACAGAUCGCUGCCCCGAGUGGACAGGACUCAUUGACAACUGUCACAACCGACCUUUGGAAAGCUGGGUAUGCGGUACAAUUCUGGCCAUUCCACCGUACCCAACGUGCUGAAUACAAGUACCUCGCUCUCCCACCAUAUCAGUUCGAGAAGACUCGUCACUGGCUCCCAUUCACGGGACGAGGAAAACAAGAGGAAGAGGUUGCACCAAUUGCCAUCGAAGACAACAAAACUCACGAGCUGCUGACCUUCCUCCACUUCACUGACAACCGCAAAAGCGAGGCUGUUUUCGACAUCGACCCUCAUAGCGAACGCUUCAAGUCAAUGCUGGGUGGACACGUUAUGGCGGGCCAGUCCCUCGCACCAGCGUCUUUGUACUUCGAGGUCGUGGCCCGUGCUGCUUUAUUCCUUGCCGAUGAUAUAACGAGUACCACAUAUAUCCCACAGACUGACGAUCUCACCAUGAUGUCCCCCAUUGGUCUCAAUACAGAAGUUGACAUUCGUCUCAUUUUGAAGCGUGCCGAUGACUCGAAUCCCUCUUGGUCAUACUCCAUCACCACACAACCCAAAGGCGCUGUGCGCGCCGAGCCCUUCGAGCAAUCAACAGGCCGCGUUCACCUCACCCCACGAGGAGACAAAAAGGCUGCACAAGCAUUCAAGCGCUUCGAAUCGCUAACCGGUCUGCGCCGUUGCGAAGAGUUGAAGACGCACGUCGACGCGGAGAGUAUGACUGGGAACCACAUCUACCGCGCUUUCAACCACAUUGUGCACUAUGGGGAGAACUUCCGUGGGAUCAAAGAAGUGUCUUGUGUUGGAUUUGAGGCAACCGGCAAGGUGGUCAUGGCUGUGGACCCCGAGGACCCCGCUGACCAGAGGCUCACCGACACGCCCAUGACGGACAGCUUCAUGCAAUUUGCGGGCUUCUUGGUCAACUACUUCAACAAUCCAAGCCUGGAAGACGUCUUUGUUUGCCACAAGAUUGAGCAUAUCGAGAUUGGCGAUGGGUUCAACCCUGAUACCAAAGAAUGGAUUGUUUACUCCAACAUGAUCAAGGAUGACAACAAUGACGCCUCGGCGGAUGCGUAUGUGUUUGAUCCGACAACGAAGAGAAUGGUCAUGGCGGCUUUUGGCUUCCGCUUCUCGAAGAUGUCCCAAGCGCUUCUCGCCCGUAUGCUCAAGAGCGUAAACAAGGGCAGCAGUGCUAAGGAUGAACCGGUCGUGUCCGUCCCCAGCAACAAUGUUAAGGUUGAGACAACUGUGAACGGUGCAGCAACGGCAAAGAAGUCUUCCAGUGAACGAGCUCGUGUCCUCAAAGUACUACACGAGGUCACUGAUGUGCCGCUUGAUCGCCUACAAGAUGAUACUUUGUCUCUCGAAGAUCUUGGUGUCGAUUCACUCAUGGCAACUGAGAUCCUCAACGACAUCCGGGUGGUACUAGGGCUUACCAUUGAUCUCACAACCUUCUUGUUCUUCGCAAACAUCAGAGAGUUUAUUGCUCAUGUCGAUGCCAAAUUAGGCCUCGAUUCCGAUGACAGCGAUACAAGCGGCUCAGGCGAGGACACUCCUAGCACGAGUCAGGAUGGGCCCCCAUCCGCCCCAGAGCCUGUGACGAAUGGUACUGCGGUGCCACACCAAACCUCCUCGCUAUCCACCGCUCCAGAGAGUCGGCCAUCAAUCCCGUCGACUUAUGAUUCCUUCCGCAAGAUUAGAUCUAACUACGACGACCUCGCGGUCGGCACUAAAGCUCAAGGAUUUUGGUCUGAUGUAUACCCCGACCAGGCGAAGCUCGUUCUUGCUUACGUUGUAGAAGCUUUUGCGCAGCUGGAUUGCGACUUGAAGUCAUUGCGCCCGGGCGCUGCAGUGCCUGACAUUCACGGAAAAGCCUUGCCUGCACACCAGCAACUUGUACAGCAGUUCUACCGCGUCCUGGAGGACGGAAAGCUCAUCUCCGCCUCCCACGGUACAUUUUAUCGCACCAGCGUGCCAGUCGACACGACGUCUGCUGAAACCAUCUACCAAUCCAUUCUCCCCCGGUACCCGGAAAGCGCAAAUGUACACAAGCUUGUUAAAGUUGUGGGCUCCAAGCUUGCAUCCUGUCUAGUGGGCGAGACAAACUGCAUCAGUCUCCUUUUCGGAGACAGAGAAAACAAGCAUACGCUGGAAGACAUGUAUGCGAACUGGCCGCUGCUCAAGACACCCACUCUCGUCCUCGGAGACUUCCUCAUCAAAGCAUUUGCUAGCGCAUCGGGAAGUGGCAAGUUCAAGAUUCUCGAAGUCGGAGCGGGGACUGGUGGCACCACGAAGUAUCUCAUCAGCCACCUUCAAGCUCAUGGCAUACCGUUCGAAUACACGUUCACCGACAUCUCGACAUCGCUUGUGGGUACUGCCAUGAAGACAUUCAAAAAUGUCGAGGGCAUGAAGUUCGAGGUCCUCGACAUUGAGAAACCACCGAUUCCGGCGCAGCAGGGCGAAUACCACGUCAUUGUAGCGACAAACUGCAUCCACGCCACACGCAAUCUUGACGUUUCUUUGAAGCAUCUUCGACAGAUGCUGAGAGAGGACGGCGCCCUGACACUUGUUGAAAUCACCAAAAACAUGUUCUGGUUGGACAUCGUGGUUGGUCUAUUCGAAGGGUGGUGGUUGUUUGAAGACGGUCGAACCCACGCCUUGAUCGACGAGCUGCAAUGGCAGCGCAAGAUGAAAGCAGCAGGCUUCCAAGAUGUGCUCUGGUCCGACGGUGAGACGCCAGAGUCAGCAACGGUUCGAGUAAUUGGAGCGUUUCCCAAAGCGCCAGCCUCGGGAUCUACCAAUGGAGUAGUCGAGGUGAAGAAGUCACCCAAGGCAGCGCUGGAAACGGUGGUGUACAAGAGAAUUGGGGAUCGGGAGAUUCACGCCGAUGUAUACUACCCCCUGGAUCCCCCAGCAAAAAAGCUGCCUGUCGCUCUGAUGAUUCACGGGGGCAGCCAUAUCAUCUUUUCGCGCAAGGACAUUCGUCCACCGCAGACCCGACUCCUUCUCGAGCGAGGGUUCCUCCCGGUCAGCCUUGAUCAUCGUUUGUGCCCCGAAGUUGCACUCGCUGAUGGGCCAAUGGUUGAUGUGUGCGACGCACUGGACUGGACCAGAAAUGUAUUGCCCAAAACGAAGCCAAAAGCUCCUGCUGGGUUGGAGAUCGAUGGCGAUACCGUGGUCGUGGUAGGGUGGUCGUCUGGUGGGCAAUUGGCCAUGUCGCUUGCUUGGACAGCGCCACAGAAGGGACUGAAACCUCCGGAGGCGAUCCUCGCCUUUUACUGUCCCACAGACUAUGAAGACGAAUGGUGGAAGCAUCCAAUUCAGCCGAAUGGGGCCGAGGACAAAGGCUUACAGUACGACGUACUGGAGUCGAUCCAAGAUGAACCCAUCACCAACUACGGUCUCGUCGGAGCAUGGGAGCCUCUUUCGGAUCCACGGAUAGGGACUGAUCCACGCUGUCGCAUCGUGCUACACAUCAACUGGAAAGCCCAGACGCUUCCCGUCAUCAUCGGCGGUCUUCCCAGUAGGGCCAAAGCGAAUACAAUGACGGUGCGCGAUUGGAACAACCUCCCCCAGCCCGAACUGAAGGAAAUCCUUCGAGCUAGUCCUCGCGCACACAUUGUGAGAAACCAGUACAAUACACCGACGUUCCUGGUGCAUGGCACGAGUGAUGAUUUGAUCCCAUGGCAGCAGUCGCAGGAAACAUAUGAGACGUUGGUCAGGAAUGGCGUUCCUGCCGGGCUUGCGCUUGUUGAAGGCGCGCCGCACAUCUGCGAUUUGAGCGGCAAUGCGCAGUCGGAGGGAUGGAAGGCUGUUCUCAAGGGUUAUGAUUUUCUUUCUUCUUAUGUCUAG
Molecule: messenger RNA, 7476 nt
Organism: Periconia digitata
Lineage: Eukaryota; Fungi; Ascomycota; Dothideomycetes; Pleosporales; Periconiaceae
Source: the annotation of a GenBank genome assembly